CCAUUUGUUCUAACUGCUCUUUUGUGUCGAUCGACGGCUAGGGUUUUGAGGAGCGAGGGAGGGAGAGAAGAGAGAUGUUCUUGGGAGGGUUUCCCCGACGGCCGGACAAGGCCACGGCGUACAAGCAGCUGAAGAGACAUCUGGGAAUCAUGGGCGCCUUUAUCGUCGUCAUCCGCGUCACUCCCUACGUCCUCCAUUACCUCUCCCAGGAGAAGGAGGAGCUCAAGCUCGAACUCUGACGGCUCCCCCUCUCCCUCAGAUAAAUUGCCUGCAACAGGUUGGAGUAUACCAUGAAGAAGAGGGUGCUUUUGGUUGAUCUAUUAUGGCUAUGCGUCAAGAAGACUAUUUUGGGUUUCCAUAUCUUUUGAAUAUUAAAACAUAUACUUCGGUCGUCGUUCACCAAAUUGCUCUGAGAAACCAAGUUAUUGAGUGCUGUAUGUUGGCUUUAAUUGUUC
Molecule: messenger RNA, 455 nt
Organism: Musa acuminata subsp. malaccensis (wild Malaysian banana)
Lineage: Eukaryota; Viridiplantae; Streptophyta; Magnoliopsida; Zingiberales; Musaceae
Product: mitochondrial import receptor subunit TOM6 homolog
Cellular component (GO): mitochondrial outer membrane translocase complex
Source: RefSeq, a predicted model, not a curated record